Messenger RNA from Mycena citricolor, 2094 nucleotides. NCBI's taxonomy places the organism in Eukaryota, Fungi, Basidiomycota, Agaricomycetes, Agaricales, Mycenaceae. The record is from the annotation of a GenBank genome assembly.
GACCAGGUCUCAUCCCACUUUCCACUCGAACACCAGACUUGGUGGUCUCUCCACAGAUUACUUGUCCGCACCCGUUCUCUUCGAUGUCUGACCGACGAGCCCAGCGCUUAUCAAACGAGGCCCAGACUAGUUCAGGUCGGACACACCCUCCCCGCCUGCUCCACGCACCGCCUUGACUCCGCCGGGAUCAUUUCCCGACGCACUGCCAUAAGCUCUCAUAACGAUCCGAGGGCUUCGAGGAACGUACGUAUCAGGAUUCUUUUGUCUGCGUUUGGACAUGAACAUUCAGAACGUCGUCGAGUCGUCAUGGUCGUUUAGAGUUGACUGGCAGCCCCCCAUUCCACCAGGAGAGAGCCGUCCCAUAUGGUCUGCUAAAAACGGGGGGACAACUCCUGCUGUCCCCUUCAUCUCCCAAGACUCCUCUACUUUUGCGCACACGAACCGAUAUUUGGCGGAUUGGUCGAAUUGGAAGUUGGAUCCGGGAGGCAGUGACUCUCGGUUGGACAAGUUCCACGUUCCAUGGCAUCAUAAUCCGCUCUCGACCUUUGGAGCCCAACAAUCCAGGCAGAUCCUCUUCCCACCUGCCGUAAGACUGGUCAACGUCCAAACUAAAUGAAACCGCGUGGAGACCCAGGCUGUUCUUCAAAGAUGAUCAACAUUCGUCGUUUCUCUGCGCGCUAGUUGGCUGAUGAAACCAGCUUGCACAGAGAUUGUCCCUCCGUCUCAGGAACUCUCCUUCGUUUGAGGGUUUCUGUUUCCAGUGCAUCGCGGACAGAUGUCCCACGCUCGACAGAACUCGGCAUACCACCGUCCGGCAGGCGCUUCUUACGAGUCGUCCUCGGGUUCAUCGCCCGGGGAGUUUUCUUCCACAAUGUCCCGAGGCAGCUCGGUACAGGGAUCAAUGGACGAACGUCUGAAAGGGUCCCUGCCAAACAUCACCAAGAAGCGGAAGACAUGGAAGAAGUCGAGUGAUGGACAAGUGAUUUGGCCGCCCGACCUGGAGGCUGCUCUGGUCAAAGGUCUCGAAAAAUACGUGCCGCCACCCAGAGCGGGCGCCGCAUUCUCAAACCGGUAUCCAGGUCGCAAUCGAUUCCUGUCGAAUUUCAUACUGGAAACGACGGGCGAAUGGCGGAGUUGCAAGCAGGUCGGCAGUCGGAUACAGCAGAUUCGCGAAUCAGCCCAGAGUGGGCAAAACGUGCUUGACUGGAUGUCCGGGAUCCCAUCGAUGUCUGGCCAUUCCUCCCCUGCGCCUGGCGCCUUCGCCCCGGCCCAGGAAAUGAUCGUGAAUAUUCCGAUAUAUCCUCAGAGCCAGCAACCCUCGGUACACGGUGCGGCAGCCAAUCAGCCCCAAGUGUACAGCACAUACGCUUCGAAAAAUCAGAGACAACUCGCCACCAUCGAUCCGACCAUCUGUUUUUCUCUCCCGGUUCAGUCGCAAAGUCUUUCCGCGCGGUCAGCAGAAACCGUGAUUUUGACAUCCAGCCAAGCCCCGGUGCAUUCCGAAACUACGCAGCUUUCUUUGCGCCCAGGCCCGGAGGAGGGGAGCUGGGUCUACACCACAUCACUUGUCCCCAAUUUCUGGCAGUUAUUUGUUCAAGAUCCAGAUCCUUCGCGAUAUGAGAUACGGCAGCAGGUCGUCUCCAAUCUCGACGCCCGGGUGCUGUUCUCCGCCACUUAUCGAUUCGUGUACCAUGGCGAGCCCUCGCAAACCAGCGCUUUCCCGUCGCCCCAGAGUCAGCACGAUCGCGGUGAUUAUUACGGUCAAACGCAGCCAUACAACGCCCAGCAGAUCGCGGGCAGCUCCCAUAUGGGCGCGUACGGCACGUCUGGCCAAGGACACUAUAUCAGUCAAUUCAGUGACAGGGAACGCUACCAGGCCCCACAUGCGCGUUUCGGAGAGACGCCCAUGCGCUGGCAUGGCAGUGCCUCCCACUCGUCUUUUUCUGGCCCUCACUAAGGCUCAAUCUAAAAUUAAAACAUUAACUUAUUCACGAGGACUUUCGUAGACUUAGACACGAGCGUAGAACGUUCUACUGUACACCCCAAAGACGCUUUUUGUACAGUGUGUAAAAUCAUCAUUAGACCGCUGGCGAU